AUGGCUGUAAACGUGCAACUGUUGUUGCUGCUGAUGUAUGGGAUGGCGCUGCUAUCACCAACGGAGUACAGCAACGUCACGAACAUAACACCCAGGUGUCUACAAAAAACUGCUGGUUGUGCAAGGUUCCAGCCCCCGGAGCACGAGGUGGGGGAGUACAAGUGUACCUUCAAUCACAACAGGUGCGACUUUGUGUGUCGGCUCAUCUGUCCGCGACAGAAAAAUGGCCUGUGGAUGACCUUAUCCAACACACAUGCUGGCAAGGACAUCUACAGUUGUGCCGCUACUGUCUGGAAACGCAGGGAUAUGCCAAAAGGUCAUUGUGUUGCGAUGGUGCCUGUCAAAGAGGUCAGCCAGAACCUUCACCACACCAAGGAACUCAACAAGCUGGUGGGCUCCCUGUGGAACAGCAGCUACGUCUACCUGGCGAUGGCCUCUUUCUACGAAAGAGCCGACGUGGCCUUGCCCGGCUUCAGUCAGCUGAUGACCCAGCUCUGGGAGGUCGAGAUCAAGCAUGCACGAGACUUUAUGUCCUACAUCAACAAACGUGGAGGCUACAUCCGGCUGGAGGACAUUCCACGGCCCGUCUCCCUGGACGUUCUGCUCAUGGAGGCAUCCUCGCGUGCUGGUCUAGUGGGCCUGCAGACAGCCCUGAACGUGACCCAGGACGUCAACUACCAAGUUCUCCGCCUUCACUCAGAGACUACCCGGAGGAAGCAUUCGGACCCUCAUCUGAAGUUUUACCUUGAGGAAGGCCUCUUGGCUCACAAGACGGACACCAUCAAGAAGCUGGGCGACCUGAUCCAUCAGUUGGCCAGUUACCCGGAUGAGGACUACGAUCUUGGAGAGUAUCUCCUGGACCUUCAGAUCGGUCAAGGUCAAGGGUACGGUAUCCCCAAGUAA
Candidula unifasciata is the source of this 903-nucleotide messenger RNA. Lineage: Eukaryota; Metazoa; Mollusca; Gastropoda; Stylommatophora; Geomitridae. The record is from the annotation of a GenBank genome assembly.